UGAUUGUAUUUGUACCUACAGCGCUUAAAAAUCAAUCGUAAGAAACACUUACUUAACACAUCCACAUUCCAAUACAAGCAUCCACAAAUCACCCUACUCAUGCAAUAUAACCAAGCAACUUGCGACGGAAAACAUUAGUUAAAACAACUGGGCAAACAGAUUCUAGUGGCGCUUUCACAGUUUCAAAGCAUUGCCGAAUGAAUCGAUUUUAAAAUCGAGCAUUUUUUUCUCGAGAAAUGCUGUUGUCUCCCCUUAAAUUCAUCUGAUGCCCAUUUAGUUGAAGACGUGAAGUAAAUGGCAUUUAUUUUUGCCAAUCAAUAUGUACCUAUGUAUGUACGUGUUAGAAUCACUAUAUUAGCAGUUAGUGUGACCACCGCUAGGUGUAGUUCGUGUGCAAUGCAGGGUAUCUUAUAGUCCAGGCACCGGCUUUGGCGGCCUCUCUUGCUUAUAUACUACAACGAAGGAACUAAUUCCUUGCCCACAGCAACAAAAGACUAAUAGAGAAUGGCCUUUCGGAGCCAAAUCGCAUUAACACUGGCACCACUUUAGUGGGCAUCGUUUUCGAUGGCGGCGUGAUUAUUGCCGCCGAAUCCAGGGCAACCAACGGCAACAUAAUACCCUCGAAGAAAAGCCGCAAAGUUUGCGAGCUGCAGACCAACAUUUUGUGGUGCUGGAGUCGCUCGGGACACGAACGCCCUGGUGGAACUAACGCGUGCGCAGCUGGAGCUGCACCGGAUGAACACUGGUUUCCGGAGGGUGCCUGUGCGCUGUGCCAACCAGAUGAUGCGGCAGCUGCUGUUCCGCUUCAACGGGAAUAUGCAGGCCAACGUGAUCAUAGGCGGCGUGGACGCAAGUGGAGCUCACCUCUUCUGCACCCGGUUCGAUGGCACCACGGACCCAGCGCCCUUCACGUCACUCGGCUCCGGCAACCUGUCGGCCAUGUCCAUACUGGAGUCGCGGUGGUCGGAGGAUCUUUCCGAGAAGUCCGCCUGUGCAUUGGCGUGCGACGCCGUGGCCGUGGGCAUGAAGAACGACCUAAACUCCGGCGGAAUGGUCAGCCUCUGCAUCGUGCGCCGCGACUUCUCUGUGCAAUGGGAGGAGCAGUUCCCCCUUAAGGACUCCCCAAGUCGGACCAACCGCCUGGCAAUCAAGCCGGGCUGCACCACCGUACUGUCCACCAUCGUGCACCAGGUGGUUCCGUGGCAAGGCGCCCCGGCUGGGCCCAAGCCAGGAGGCGGUCAGGGUCCAGUGCCGGGGAGUGGCAGAGCCUCCAGAGAGGAGGAGGCCCGGCGCAGACCCCAAAGUGUGUCACCCCCUGGCGCCAAAAGGUGGAAAGGAGAAGGCGGGGGGGAAGGGAGUUAGAGACAGAAAAUGUCCUUGAUGAGGACUCUGAUUUCCAUGAGUUUCGUUGGGCCAAGGAAGUGAUUUUGAACUUUUAGACCUUGAAAUUGCUUUUGCCUAAGCAAUCCGACUGUUGCGAUAGGAAAACGAAAAAUAUCUGUACUUGAAACCUUAAACGUUUUGAUUAAGUACUAACAAAAAUUGAGCUAAUUCUACAUUUUUUGUUUUCCAGGAGGAAAAGCGGAAUUUUCGAAAGGAGAUUUGUACGUAGAUGGAUUGGACAGUAGAGUUCGUCCAAGCUUAAGGGUAAAAAUAUAUAAAAAAGCUAAUUUGUUCCAAAAAUCACCAUCCAUCAAUAAAGUUACAAGCUAUUAACGAAAUAAAAGGCUGCCUAAUAGCUCCGAACGACGAAG
Molecule: messenger RNA, 1754 nt
Organism: Drosophila teissieri
Lineage: Eukaryota; Metazoa; Arthropoda; Insecta; Diptera; Drosophilidae
Gene: Prosbeta2R2
Product: proteasome subunit beta type-2
Exons: 2
Coding region: 736-1362 (208 amino acids)
Cellular component (GO): proteasome core complex
Molecular function (GO): threonine-type endopeptidase activity
Source: RefSeq, a predicted model, not a curated record